Molecule: messenger RNA, 3063 nt
Organism: Didymodactylos carnosus
Lineage: Eukaryota; Metazoa; Rotifera; Eurotatoria; Philodinida; Philodinidae
Source: the annotation of a GenBank genome assembly
AUGUUAACUGAAGCUACAAUAGCCAGACGUUUCAUUACACAUGCACCUCCAGGAGAAUUUAACGAAGUAUUUAAUGAUGUUCGUACAUUGUUGAAUGAUGAUGCUCUUGUUCGAAAGUCUGUUUCAAAAGCCUUUGCUGAAUAUAAUAAGGAUCAAUAUAUUCCAACAAAAAUUCAAAAUAGUGAUGAAGAAUGUCUGAUAACAGAAGUCACUGAUCAAGGUGAUGGACGAUUUUUUGAUCCGAGAACGAGACAAACAUUCAAAUUUGAUCAUUUACGUCGUGAAGCAUCAGAAUAUCAACCACAUCAACCGGAUGAACAAUCGGAAUCAUGGCGUUUAGCAUUUGAAAAAGAAUUAACAGAUUACGUUAAAGAGCGUUAUCCAUAUGGUGCUUGUACAAUUGUUGGUGCAAGUGAUGGAGAUACAAUAUCAUUAGCUGCAUUUAUUGAAAGUCAUAAAUAUGAACCGAAAAAUUUUUGGAAUGGUCGUUGGAGAUCACAUUGGUCGUUAAGUUUUAGUAAAGGACAAUCAGAAUGUGAAUUAAAAGGGCUUGUUAAAGCUCAAGUUCAUUAUUACGAAGAUGGUAACGUUCAAUUAGUUAGUAGCAAAGAUUUCAAUGAGUCGAUCAGUAUACAGGAUGAACAUACAAUGAGUAAAGAAAUAAUUAAAAUUAUAAAACAAGCUGAGGAUAAUUAUCAGAUGAAUGGUGAAGCACUUGUGUUUGAUACAUAUUUGGACAAUAUUCUUCGACAAUUAGAAACAUCGGAUGGUACUCAAUUGACAUCAUGUGUUCGAUCUGUUUUUGUUAAAAAUGAUUCAAAUGAAUUUUUACGAAAGUUAGAUGAUCGUAUUAAAUAUUAUGAUUUAGAAAUUGAAAAAUUAUGUAAUUUUCAAUAUCAAAAUUUUGUAAAAGCAUUUCAUGAAUUAUUACAAGUACGAAAGGAUACAACAAGUAUGAAGAAUGAACUUGUUAAAAAUAAUCAAAUGAUGCAAUUAGCGGGUAGAAGUUUAGCUGAGAAAACCGAAUCACUUAUUAAACAAUAUAAUCGACAGAGUAAUAUUCAACAAACAAUAGAAGCAUUAUCUCAAGCAUUUCCGGUAUUUGAAACAUAUCGAAAACUUCAAGAGUGUAUGGAAGAGAAAAAAUUAUAUCCAGCUUUAAAACUUCUUGAACAAUUAGAAACAAAACAUUUGGUUCUUGUUAAAGAACAUCGUUGGUCUGAACUUAUCCAACAAAAUAUAGCAAAAUUUCGUAGUGAUAUUAGAAAUGAAUCUCAUAAUGAAUUAAAAAAUUUUUUAGAAAAUGUUGCCACACAUGCUGAUAAAAUUGGUAAAAGUGCUUUUGCACAAGCGUCUGUUCGUUUAAGUAUUGAUAAACGUUAUUACAUGUUAGAUGAAGAUAGACGACGAGAACAACAACAAGCACAACAAUUAAAUGGAACGAAUGAUUCAACAAUAAUCGAUACUAAUAUAACAGAAUUAAUUGAUUUUUCACCAAUAUACAAAAGUUUACAUAUUAAUUUAUUUUUAAAUUUAAAAGAUGAAUUUUCAAAACAUUAUCAACGUGAAAAACGAAAACAAGCACCAGUUAUUAUGGAUACACCACCAAAAAUACAUGAAUCAUUUGAUGCAUUUAAAAAAUAUUUACAACGUGUAACCGGAUUUUUUAUUGUUGAAGAUCAUGUAAUGAAUACCACAGAUGGUCUCAUUGAUCAACGUUUUUAUUAUGAUCUUUGUGAAAAAGCAACACAACAAUUGUUGACUGUUUUAAGAUUGGCUGUGUCAAAAUCUUAUAAUCCCGAACUAAUGUUGGACAUGAAAGUUGUUGUAGUUUUGUUUUGUGCAGCUAUUAAAGAAUCUGGUUUUCCUGUGACACCAUUAUUAGAUGUUAUUAUGGAAUUGCGAGACAGUUAUCAUCAAUUAUUAUUAACACAAUGGGGACAACGAUGUCGAGAUACGCUAACAAAAGAUAAUUAUACCCCAUUGUUAAUUGAAGAUGAAGAAAAAUAUCAGAGAUUAUUACGGCAAUUUCCAAUGAGAAUUGAAGCAACUGAGAAGAUGCCAUUUCCAAGAUCUUUACCAUACAGUGAAUCCGUACCAAAUUUAUUUUCAGAAAUUAAAGAGUUUGCAUUUGUCUGUUCAAAGUUUGCCGAAGGUUUAAAUAUUAGUAAAACAGAAGUAGACGAUAUGAUUCGAAAACCAACAAAUUUACUCUUAACAAAAACAUUGAAAACUUGUCUGGUCGAAUUAACAGAAUCAAAUUCUGAAUCUCAGUUAAAUUUUUCACAACUCGUUCAAAUAUGCAUAAAUACAUUACAUUUGGAAAAUUCGAUGCCAUUUCUUGAUGAUUACAUUGUUGCUUUAGUACAUGGAAAUGUCAAACAAAUUGGAUUACGAUUACAAGGUCCAUCAAUGCUCAAAGACAUAAGAAGUCUUGUGGAAGAUCGUAUAUAUGAUAAAUUAAACGAUAAAAUUGAUCAAUGUCUUGAUAUAGCUUCAUACGACUGGAUGAUGCCAGAAGCUGCGGGGGUUGCAAGUGAUUACAUUCAAACUACAAUACAAUUUCUUAAACAUACAUUCCGAGCAUUCACACACUUACCCGCUCAAUUAUCUCAGACAACAUGUUUGUCCGCAUGCAAACAUAUAUCAACAUCACUAAUGAAUAUUUUACUUAGUCAAGAUGUCAAAGCAAUAUCGCCUGGUGCUUUACAACAAUUUUCUCUUGAUCUUAUCCAAUGUGAAGUUUUUGCUUCCUGCAUUCAAAUUCCGAAUUUAGACAGUGAAACGUUAUUACUGUGUUUUCAAGAUUUACGACAGUUACUUGAUCUAAUUAUGAAUAAAGAGUGGAAUGCAUAUUUUCUCGAUUUUGGAAAAGAAGAUGCUCAAUUUGCACGUGUUACUCCUCAAGCAGCAUUAAUCGUCGUAGAAAAAAUACGAGAAGGUUUAAAACGUGCAAGACCAUUUUUUAGUCGUCGUCAACAACCAGAAAAAGAUGAUAAAAAACUACUUGAUCAAGUGGCAAAAGAUUUACGUAAUCUAAUUAAUGAUAGAGCAAAUUCAUAA